ACGGGAAACAGAGAAUUUCUGAAAAGAGAGAAGAGUGAGGGAAUCUCGCCGUCUCGUGUGCUGUACGUGUGGGCUCCGACUUGGGUCUCUCCAUUUGAAUAAAGGGUACAAGCUCGGCCGGGUACGCAUGUCAGUUGUGUCAUGGACGUCGGGCUCGAUUGACACUCUCUUCUCUCUCUCUCUCUCUCUCUUCCGCGGGGUUCUCUACGAGUAAGAUAAAACAAAAAAAAUAAAUAGGGAGAGAAGAGCGCGACACAUAGACACGACACGGCCGGACGGCGAUUCAUUUGCAAUCGGUUAGUCGGCUCGUGCGAUUGUGCUCGGUGAGCUGCUGCUUCAGCUGUUACUGUUGUUUACCGCGGAUAGUACAAGUGUUGACAUCGUGGAUACGUUUCUCCGGGCUUUCAAUUUUCAUUAUUCGCUCCUUUUUUUGCUGCUGCUACUUCUUCUUCCACGAGUGAGCGACCCUCGGUAGUAAGGGGCUCCUCGCGACACUACUUUUACUACUACUACUACUGAGUUUUGUAUACAUCGUCAACAUCGUCGUCGAACAAGAUGCAAGGACUCGUGAAAAAACCUAGUGCGUGCAUGCGUCUGACGCGUUUUGUGUUUCUGUUCGUGCUGCUGGUCGUGAAAGCUCACAUCAACGGUGGACACUCGCUGCCCCUUUCCAACGAUGCCAUCGGCACGAAACCGCUGCUGUUCGACAAUGCCAGCAGCACGACCCUGCUACCGUCCAACGCGACCGACGACGGGGACAGCCUGCUGGACUUCCCCGAGGACAUAUUCACCGAGUACCAGCUGCAGCACGGCGCCAUACUGCUCCACCUGUUCUUCGGCAUCUACUGCUUCAUCCUCACGGGCUUCGUGUGCAACGACUACCUGCUGCCGACGAUCGAUCUGAUCUGCAUCAGGCUGAAAAUCAGCACGGACGUCGCAGGGGCGACCUUCCUCGCCGCGGCGAGCUCCUUCCCGGAGUUCUUCAUCACGCUGAUCGGCACGUUUCUGACCAAGAACGAUCUGGGCGUGGGUACCGUGGUGGGCAGCGCCGUCUUCAAUACCUUCGCCACGCCGGCCGUGGGCGCCAUCUUCGCCAUGCAGGCCAUACCGCUUCAAUGGAAGAUCCUUUCGAGGGAUUGCCUGAUUUACGGAGCUUCGGUCGGAGCCCUGGUCUACGUCAUGUGGGACGGCGAAAUCAGCAAGUGGGAGUCGCUCUUUCUCGUCCUUGCCUUUCUCACCUACUUCGUGAUCCUGCUGAACGAGAAGAGAAUCAUCAAGCGCUGCAAGGCUAUCAGGCGCGCCUGGAAAGUCAGCCCCCACAAGGGCAGCAGCUCCAACAGCGUCCAGAUUCAACCAGCUCCGGAAAGGGAAUUGGUGGCCGAGAAUUACACGAUGCCGUUCGGCACUUACACGCCGAACUUCCAUCCCGAUCUCAUAACAGAGUACAACAAUCACAUGAACAAGCUGAAGGCCGCCGUAAACGCCGAGGCUGCUAACGCUAACGGUGGUCAGACACCGGUGGAGAAACAGCAGCCGCCGGUGCAGCACCAGGAUGAAGAAGACAGUGUGCCAGAAUCGAUAUUCGUCUGGCCGAGCGACAAGCCGCCGAUCUCCAAGUUCUGGUUCCUGUUCGUCUGGCCGAUCAAGUUCCUGCUGCUCUGCACGAUCCCGGACAUACGCUACAAGAGCCGUCGCCAGUGGUAUCCGCUCUCGUUCAUCAUGUGCACCGCCUGGAUCGCCAUCUCCUCGUACCUGGCCUCGUGGAUGACCACAGUGGUGGGCACCACGAUCUUCAUACCGGACUCGGUCAUGGGCCUGACUUUCCUCGCCGCCGGUGGCAAUCUGCCCGAAAUGGUCUCGAUAGUUCUGCUGUCGCGGCAAGGUCAAGGCGACAUGGCCAUGAGUAAUAUAUUCGGCGCCAAUACCCUCGACAUCCUGCUCUGCCUCGGCGUGCCAUGGUCCAUUCAGACGUUCAUGGCCAAUGAGCCCAUCGUGAUCGCGUCGAAGGCUCUGGUCUACAGCAAUCUGACGAUCAUCUUCUGCCUGCUGGGCUUCUACCUGGCCACGUUCUACUGGAAAUUCGUGCUCAAUCGCAAGGUCGGCUUCACCUGCCUCCUCAUGUACGGCAUCUUCCUAGUGUUCGCCAUUUACAUGGAGAUUCGAUGAACGGGUUGAGAAAUUUGGAAAGUGCGACUUUCCAGAAACGAUAAAUUUAAAAAAAGAAAAAAAUCGUAAGUUUAGACGCGUGAAAAACUUAAUUAGCCAAAUAAUUAAUCGUCGAUUGAUUAAUUUUGUUUUCCUUAUAAAAAGAAAUGUAAAUCAAGUGUGCUUAGAAAAAGUGAUAUUGUACAUAUAAAAUUAUAUCAUCAGUCUUGUUUCGAAAUUAAUUUGAGCAAGAGAUUGAGAGUGUGCCUUCCAUUAAUAAGUAUUGUCAAUAGAAUUUUUAUUGACAGUGUUAAUGACAAGAGGAAAAAAAAUUUUCCUAUUAAAAAAAAAACGCAUUUUAAAAUC
Molecule: messenger RNA, 2511 nt
Organism: Trichogramma pretiosum
Lineage: Eukaryota; Metazoa; Arthropoda; Insecta; Hymenoptera; Trichogrammatidae
Product: sodium/potassium/calcium exchanger 4-like
Exons: 6
Coding region: 556-2166 (536 amino acids)
Biological process (GO): calcium ion transmembrane transport; intracellular calcium ion homeostasis
Cellular component (GO): membrane
Molecular function (GO): calcium channel activity; calcium, potassium:sodium antiporter activity
Source: RefSeq, a predicted model, not a curated record